AUGGGUUCUUUAAUCUGUUUUUCUUUGCGGGUUUUGUUUGAUUACAGGAAAGGCAUAUCCAAGUUUUAUAGUGGCAAAUCAAAGUCCUUUACAAGUUUAGCCGACGCAUCUGCUGUUUCCUCUGUUAAAGAUUUUGCAAAGCCUGAAGAUCCCUACAUUAGGAAACACAAGAACUUACUAGCUCGCAGUUCUUCAUUGGACAAGAAACCCAAUAAUCCUUUGGGAAACAUUGGAACUAAAAUAUCAAUGGCAUCAUCGCCGUCUAACUGCCUUCCACCCCUGCAUCCACAAUGUAAAAAAUCAACUACCAUCAUCAAACCAUCAUCAUCAUUAUUAACUGCUCGACCAAACCUUCCUUGCCGGUCUUAUUCCUUGUCUGGUCUACAGUUUGUUGCUACUACAACUCCUAACAUGGCCGGUUUGGCUGUUCACAGUGGUAAUGAAGGCAACAAACUUCGUUGAAAUUAAGCACAGUUUCGCUUUUAGAAUUACAGAACUGGCCAAAAGGCUUGUAGUUUUAGUCAU
This is a messenger RNA of Gossypium arboreum, 525 nucleotides long. Its product is annotated as protein OXIDATIVE STRESS 3 LIKE 1-like. Bases 1 to 462 code for a protein of 153 amino acids. The transcript has a single exon. NCBI's taxonomy places the organism in Eukaryota, Viridiplantae, Streptophyta, Magnoliopsida, Malvales, Malvaceae. The record is from RefSeq and is a predicted model, not a curated record.